AUGACCGCCUGGAUCCUCCUUCCUAUCUGCCUGUCAGCAUUCUCUAUCACUGGCAUAUGGACUGUGUAUGCCAUGGCCGUGAUGAACCGCCAUACCUGCUGCACCCUGGAUGAUGUCCCCCUCAUCAGCAAGUGCAGCACAAAUCCCCCAGAGAGCUGCCUCUUCAGCCUCAUUGGCAACAUGGGUGCUUUCAUGGUGGCCCUGAUCUGCCUUCUGCACUACGGGCAGCUCCUGGAGCAGAGCCGGCACUCCUGGGUUAACACCACGGCACUCAUCACGGGCUGCAGCAACGCCGCGGGCCUCGUGGUGGUCGGCAACUUUCAGAUGCCCUCCUGCCCACCCAACCUACCCUGGGAGGUGGCGGUGAUGUCCCAGCUGCAGCUCAUACUCUGGUCGAGCUGCCUGCUGGUGCUUAUCGCCUCA
Oryctolagus cuniculus (rabbit) is the source of this 423-nucleotide messenger RNA. The record is from RefSeq and is a predicted model, not a curated record. NCBI's taxonomy places the organism in Eukaryota, Metazoa, Chordata, Mammalia, Lagomorpha, Leporidae.